Molecule: messenger RNA, 738 nt
Organism: Eruca vesicaria subsp. sativa (arugula)
Lineage: Eukaryota; Viridiplantae; Streptophyta; Magnoliopsida; Brassicales; Brassicaceae
Source: the annotation of a GenBank genome assembly
ACACGACGAAUUGUAAGUUUUUGUAACAUCUUUGAAUUUCACUAAGGAAGUUGGAAACAAAAUGCAGUCGAUGAAGGAAACAGCGUCAAACAUCGCAGCUUCUGCGAAGUCUGGCAUGGACAAGACCAAAGCCACCUUGGGGGAGAAGGCGGAGAAGAUGACAACACGAGACCCUAUUCAGAAACAAAUGGCUACACAGAAGAAAGAAGGAAGAAUCAACGAGGCUGAGAUGCAAAAGAGAGAAGCGUGUGAGCACAACGCUGCCAUGAAAGAAGCCAGUGGAGCUGGAACCGGAACUGGUCUAGGACUGGGGUCUGCCACUCACUCAACCACAGGACAAGUCGGACACGGAACUGGGACCCAUCAGAUGUCGGCUUUACCUGGUCACGGGACGGGACAACCAACGGGUCAAGUUGUGGAGGGUACAGCUGUGACUGAACCAAUAGGAACGAACACAGGAACUGGUAGGACCACCGCUCAUAACACCCACGUCGGUGGUGGCACUGGCACAACGGGGUAUGGAACCGGUGGAGGAUAUACUGGUUAAGACGUUUUUCUCAGUUUGCUAUGUUCUUGUUAACUCCAUAAGUUUUCUUGUUUUGUGUGUUAAUGUUUUUUUUUUUCGGUCCUAGCUUUAUUUUCUCCUAAGUGACCGUAGGACUUUGUGUUUUCGUGUGGGUUCUACUCUUUUUAAUCAAGUUUUGUGAGAUAAUCAAUGGUUCAAUAUUAACUUCUGAU